UGGAAUAUAUUGUUGUUUCUUCUUCUUCUUCUUCUUCUUCUUUUUCACUUUUCGAUUAGAUUGGGGAGAUUAUUUGUUACGCAAAAGGUGUACAAAAAAGACCCUUUGAUUGCGCUUGUUGAUGCAUUCCUCGGCUAAAAAGCCUCUUUUGCAUUGUGCUUCUUUAAUUGGAAUAUGCCUAGUGUGUUCCACAGUUAUAGCUGUUGACCUUUGAGAGAGAGAGAGAGAGAGAUAAUGGUGAUGAUGGGAAGUUGAAUUAUGGAAGCAAAGCAUGGCAUGGGUGCAAUCAUUGGUGACCCAAGACUUGAUAACAAUCUUUGUUCUUCAUUUGCCUUUUGCUUUCGGUUUAAAAGAGUUGGGGAAACAAGGAAUUCCAUGUUUUAUUUGGGCCCCUGAUGAGAUUAAGAAGGCAUAGACAAUGCAUUCCAUCCUGCUCAUCUCUCCACCGAGUUGAUGAGGAUGAAAUUUACUGGAGACAGAAAAGGGACAAUGAAGAGUUGGAAUGGUCACAUUACGCAAUAUCACAAUUAGCUCAAUGUUUUACUAAUGCUAUGGUUGGACCACGAUCAUGGAUUGGAGGACUCUUCAACCGCUCCACCAACAGACGUAGUGACAAAUAUGUUGACUACCCUUUCAAUCCUCUUCAGGUGCAACGGCUUCAAAGACUUCAGGAACGUUUACAAGUACCAUUCGACGAGACACGCCCGGAUCAUCAGGAAUCUCUUAGAUCAUUGUGGUAUGCUGCCUUUCCUAAUGUCGUUUUGACGGCUUUAAUAUCGGAGCAAUGGAAAGACAUGGGCUGGCAAGGUCAUAAUCCAUCAACUGACUUUAGGGGCUGCGGUUUUGUUUCCCUGGAGAAUUUGCUGUAUUUUGCCAGAACUUACCCAAAAUCUUUUCAUAGGUUGUUGUUCAAGGAAGGUGGGAAACGAGCAACCUGGGAGUAUCCAUUCGCUGUUGCCGGCAUAAAUGUUACUUUUAUGUUAAUUCAGAUGCUAGAUUUAUACUCAGUCAAACCAAGAUGUCUUCCAGGAGUCAAUUUUGUCAAAUUGUUAGGAGAUGAAGAAGCCUUUGAUGUAUUAUACUGUAUAGCUUUCGAAAUGAUGGACGCGCAGUGGCUUGCCAUGCAUGCUUCUUACAUGGAGUUCAAUGAGGUUCUUCGAGUAACAAGGACGCAGCUGGAGAGAGAACUGUCGUUGGAAGACGUCCACCGAAUCCGGGAUCUACCGGCCUACAAUCUGCUGUACCAAUAGAGACAUUAAAUGCUUCACUUCAGAUGUAGUGAAGAGUUAGGAAAAUGUCCGCUUUCAGGUUUCGCGCUGGCUGACAGCAUGCCGGUGCCCUUCUUCUUGGGGAUUUGCAGCUACCCGUAGCUGAAAUGCCUAAACUUUUGGCGGACUCAUUUGUAAAACUUUGGGAAAAUUGAAUCGGAAUCCGACUCCAGUGAAAUCAUGACUUAACAUUUUUCAGGUACCAACGGUUUCCUGUAAAUG
Molecule: messenger RNA, 1490 nt
Organism: Rhodamnia argentea
Lineage: Eukaryota; Viridiplantae; Streptophyta; Magnoliopsida; Myrtales; Myrtaceae
Product: ELMO domain-containing protein B
Exons: 10
Coding region: 396-1250 (284 amino acids)
Source: RefSeq, a predicted model, not a curated record